AUGUCAGUAGCUACUGAAAUUGCUCCAAGGGUGGAUAAUCUGCCCCACAUGACGGAUAUCCAUACUUCUGAGCCCUCGAUUCCGAAUCUUUCCUCCGAACAAUCACAAGAAGUUCUUGUUGCCCGUCUGUCGGAGCUGGUCAAGGCUGAGCCAGUCAUUCUAUUUAUGAAAGGAACACCAAAAUCGCCGGUGUGUCGUUUCAGUCGGCGGAUCGUUCGACUCUUAGGCGACCACAAAAUUCCGUAUAGCACAUUCAAUGUCCUAUCUGAUGAGGAUGUCCGUCAGGGACUGAAGUGGUUUAGCGAAUGGCCUACAUUCCCUCAACUAUGGGUCGAUGGUGAGCUAGUCAGCGGACUGGAUAUCGUACGAGAGGAGUUUAACACCAAACCCGACUAUUUAAGUGAGCAUACCGUGGAGGGUGAUGUCGCUUUCAAACAUGGUCCGAGUAUCUAA
Molecule: messenger RNA, 453 nt
Organism: Fusarium pseudograminearum CS3096
Lineage: Eukaryota; Fungi; Ascomycota; Sordariomycetes; Hypocreales; Nectriaceae
Exons: 2
Coding region: 1-453 (150 amino acids)
Molecular function (GO): 2 iron, 2 sulfur cluster binding
Source: RefSeq, a predicted model, not a curated record